UUACAGAAACCGUACAACUGGUGUAAUACACAAAGAACAAUUAACAUGAGCAAUCUUCUGGUUGUCUUUUUAAUUGCUGCCUGCUUAACAGUGCCUCUGUCUGCCAUGUUUUCUCGGAGAUAUGCCAGAAGCGUGGACUUUGACGAUAAAAAGUCAGAUGACGAACUUUUAGGACAGUAUUCUAUAUCGUUCAAAGACUGUGCAGAGAAGUGUCAGAAAGAUUGCGGCGUCUUUGGAUUUAAUGAUAGAUUAAAGAAGUGUCGGCUCCACAGGAAACUCAACAUGUCGUCAACUACAGAAGAAGAGAAAGGGUGGAGAUAUUUCUUUCAUGAUUUUCUCGCUAGAGAUUGUAUGGAUCUCCUGGAUAACAAUUACACAUAUACAGGAGUGUACGACAUCUUUCCUUAUGGUACGAGCUCUAUUCCAGUCAGGGUGUUUUGUGACAUGACUACAAUGGGAGGGGGAUGGACGGCAAUUCAAAAGAGAAAAAACGGAUCCUUGAGCUUUGACAGGAAUUGGUCAGAUUAUAAGAAUGGUUUUGGUGUCCCGGAACAGGAUAUCUGGAUCGGAAAUGACGUGAUCCAUCAGCUCACAAAGAGAGCGGCCUCAUCCCUCUAUGUUUCUGUCAAACUAGAUAAUGGUACUGAUCUGUACGAAUUGUACGAAAGUUUCUCCAUUUCAAGUGAAACAGACAAAUACAAACUCUUUCUGGCGGGACCUGUCACGGGAACCUUAGGUACGUGA
Molecule: messenger RNA, 744 nt
Organism: Saccostrea cuccullata (small rock oyster)
Lineage: Eukaryota; Metazoa; Mollusca; Bivalvia; Ostreida; Ostreidae
Product: angiopoietin-4-like
Exons: 4
Coding region: 46-744 (232 amino acids)
Source: RefSeq, a predicted model, not a curated record